AUGGUGUGUCGUUCCUCUGUUCGCAAAAAUAAUCUGACGACGAGAAUCGAGGAGGAAGGUUUCAGGGCUGUAAUCCCUUGUGAACGCUGCGUCCGUCUCAAACGAGUGUGUUUCCGUGCGGAGUGUUCCGACAAGUGUCUUGGUUGUAUCGCUGGUGGUGGUCGGGCGAAGUGCGUGAUGUCGAAGCCGACAUAUUCUGACGCCGAAUGGCGUAAACUGGUCAAAAUGCAGCAAGAGAUUGCUGCUCAACGAAAAGAAAGCGUUAGCUCAAGUUAUGCGCCUUGA
This is a messenger RNA of Penicillium chermesinum, 285 nucleotides long. RefSeq lists its product as uncharacterized. NCBI's taxonomy places the organism in Eukaryota, Fungi, Ascomycota, Eurotiomycetes, Eurotiales, Aspergillaceae. Bases 1 to 285 code for a protein of 94 amino acids. The transcript has a single exon. The record is from RefSeq and is a predicted model, not a curated record.